AAUGGGCAAGAGAAUCAAGAUUCUUGUGAACUGUUCCAAGUGAUCAAUGCUAAGGAUGGAACGGAGAAGUUUGGAAUUCGAAUGGAAUUCGAAAACCAUGAUAGAAACCAGUCAAAGAAUUUCAACCAGGAAAGCUCAUCUUCCACUGAUGCUCCGAUGCAGGACUUUCUUGCCCAACAAGAGGAAAUAAGGAAAAAAUAUACUGGAAAAUGUGUGAAGCUAAUCAAAGCUAAAGUACAAGUAAAUGAACACUAUUUAACCCAAAACAAAGGAGAAGAUGCUAUAAGAAGACACAGUGGACAAAAUUACAAUGGGACAUUCAUUCUUUCUCUUGGGAAUAAGUUCCUUACAUCUCAAAAAGCGAUUGACACAGAAGAGAAGCCUUAUAAGUGUUUGGAAUGUGGAAAAUGUUUUAGAACAAGCAGGCAACUUAUUUCCCAUGAAAGGAUCCACACAGGGGAGAAACGAUUUAAAUGCAUGGAGUGUGGAAAGACCUUUGCUCAAAGAGGUCAUCUUAUUUCCCAUGAAAGGAUCCACACAGGGGAGAAGCCAUAUAAAUGCAUGGAGUGUGGAAAGACCUUUGCUCAAAGAGGUAAUCUUAUUUCUCAUAAGAUGACCCACACAGGGGAGAUGCCAUUUAAAUGCAUGGAGUGUGGAAAGACCUUUGCUCAAAAACAUAAUCUUAUUUCCCAUAAGAUGACCCACACAGGGGAGAUGCCAUUUAAAUGCAUGGAGUGUGGAAAGACCUUUGCUUGGAGCAGUGCCCUUAGAAGCCACAAAAGGAUCCACACAGGAGAGAAACCAUGUAAAUGCAUAGAGUGUGGAAAGACGUUUGCUCGAAGAGAUCAUCUUAUUUCCCAUAAGAUAAUCCACACAGGGGAGAAACCAUUUAAAUGCAUGGAGUGUGGAAAGACCUUUGCUUGGAGCAGUGCCCUUAGAAGCCACAAAAGGAUCCACACAGGGGAGAAACCAUAUAAAUGCAUGGAGUGUGGAAAGAGCUUUGCUCAAACAAGUAAACUUAUUUCUCAUGAAAGGAUCCACAAAGGGGAGAAGCCAUAUAAAUGCAUGGAGUGUGGAAAGACCUUUGCUCAAAGAUUUACUCUUAUUUCCCAUAAGAUGAUCCACACAGGAGAGAAACUAUAUGAAUGCAUGGAGUGUGGAAAGACGUUUACUCAGGGCAGUAGCCUUAGAAGCCACAAAAGGAUCCACACAGGAGAGAAACCAUUUAAAUGCAUGGAGUGUGGAAAGACUUUUGCUUGGAGCAGUGCCCUUAGAGGCCACAAAAAGAUCCACUCAGGAGAGAAGCCAUAUAAAUGCAUGGAGUGUGGAAAGACCUUUGCUCAUAGCA
Molecule: messenger RNA, 1348 nt
Organism: Notechis scutatus (mainland tiger snake)
Lineage: Eukaryota; Metazoa; Chordata; Lepidosauria; Squamata; Elapidae
Source: RefSeq, a predicted model, not a curated record